Messenger RNA from Lynx canadensis (Canada lynx), 3337 nucleotides. It is a transcript of the gene ZNF250, whose product is annotated as zinc finger protein 250. The record is from RefSeq and is a predicted model, not a curated record. NCBI's taxonomy places the organism in Eukaryota, Metazoa, Chordata, Mammalia, Carnivora, Felidae. The coding region runs from base 767 to 2452 and encodes 561 amino acids. Gene Ontology annotation, biological process: negative regulation of transcription by RNA polymerase II; regulation of cytokine production; regulation of immune system process. The transcript is spliced from 6 exons.
AUAAACAUUAAAAAAAUUUUUUUAAAAACAAAAGAAUACAGUCAUCUUGGUUCCUCGGGCUUCCAGAGCAAAUUACUGUAGACUGGGUAGCCUAUAAAACAACAGACAUUUCUCAAAGUUCUGGAGGCUGGAAGUCCAAAUUAGGGUGCCAGCAUGGUCAGGGGAAGGCCCCCUUCAGGUUGCAGACUUCUUGCUGUGACCUCACGUGGUGGAAAGAGUGAGAAAGCUCUGUGGGAGUCUCUUCUUACAAGGGCACUAAUCCCAUCAUGAGGACUCCAGACUCAUGACCUAAGCACUUCCCAAAGGCCUCACCUCCUAACACCAUCCUACUGGGCAUUAGGAUUUCACCAUAUGAAUGUUGAAAGGACACAAAUCUUCAGAUCGUAGUAAAAAUACUGUGUGAUAGUAUAACACAUACUAUGUGAUAUGCUUUUUUUUUUUUUUUAACUUGGUAAUGUGUGAAGGUCAUCUAGGUAGAGAUCCUUUGUUUCUGUGCUUUUCUAGGACUCCCCCCGCCAGGUAGGAAUCUUUUCCUUUGCCCUCUCCACCCACCUCUGUUUCUCACUCGUGUUGACAGCCUGGUUGUUUGGAGUUAGUCUAAUCGAAUGAGAUAACACUUGGUCCAGCGGCAUCUGACUCUGCGCCCAGUGGUUCUGAGCACUGUCUCCUCUUGAGGCCCACAGAGGAGGGAUGUGAUCUUCCUGUUUUACGGCCCCACAGGCUCCUCUGACUUCCACCUUCCUUGGAAACCUCAAGGGAUCACGCGAUGGCAGCAGCCAGGCUCCUACCACCACCAGCAGGACCCCAACCCCUGUCAUUCCAGGCCAAGGUGACCUUUGAGGAUGUGGCUGUGCUCCUCUCCCAGGAGGAGUGGGACCGCCUGGGCCCUGCUCAGCGGGGCCUCUACCGACACGUGAUGAUGGAGACUUAUGGCAACGUGGUGUCACUGGGACUUCCAGGAUCAAAGCCCAACGUGAUCUGUCAGCUGGAGCGAGGAGAAGAGCCAUGGGUCCUGGAUGGGCAAGGGGCUGAGGAGACUGGGGGCUUGGGCAUUGGCCAUUCAGAUAACUCCAAACGUGACCACAUGGCAGCUUGUAGGCAGCAAGACAGUUCACCCUGUCCAUGGGAAUAUGAAAACAAGGGAGAGAACCAAAAUAGGGACGUGAGUCGGAAGCCAUUUAUUUCAGAGGAAAUAUCGGUGAUCCUGGGGAAAGCACCCAAAGGAUGGAUUGAUCAAAAAAGUUAUGAACCUGAGCAGAGUUUCUGUGUGAGUCCAAGCCCUGUUGGCCCACCUGAAGUUCAGGUCUUGAGCCAGAGUGUGCCUCUCUCUCAGAAUCAGGCUGUUCCUAGUGGGGAGAGACCCUACAAGUGCACCGAGUGUGGGAAAUGCUUUGGUCGGAGCUCCCAUCUCCUCCAGCAUCAGAGAACACACACUGGAGAGAAGCCCUAUGUGUGUGGUGUGUGUGGGAAGGCCUUCAGCCAGAGCUCUGUCCUCAGUAAACAUAGGAGAAUCCACACCGGCGAGAAGCCCUACGAGUGUAACGAAUGUGGAAAGGCCUUUCGAGUGAGCUCAGAUCUUGCUCAGCAUCACAAGAUACACACGGGAGAGAAGCCACAUGAGUGUCUUGAGUGUCGGAAGUCAUUCACUCAGCUCUCGCAUCUUAUUCAGCACCAGCGGAUCCACACGGGAGAAAGACCCUACGUGUGCCCACUGUGUGGGAAGGCGUUCAACCACAGCACCGUCCUGCGCAGCCACCAGCGGGUGCACACGGGGGAGAAGCCACACGAGUGCGCACAGUGCGGCCGUGCCUUCAGUGUGAAGAGGACGCUCCUCCAGCACCAGCGGGUGCACACCGGGGAAAAGCCCUACACCUGCAGUGAGUGCGGCCGGGCCUUCAGCGACCGCUCCGUCCUCAUCCAGCACCACAACGUGCACACUGGGGAGAAGCCCUACGAGUGCGGCGAGUGUGGGAAGGCCUUCAGCCACCGCUCCACACUGAUGAACCACGAGCGCAUCCACACAGAGGAGAAGCCCUACGGGUGCUAUGCGUGCGGGAAGGCCUUUGUGCAGCACUCUCACCUGACCCAGCACCAGCGGGUGCACACCGGGGAGAAGCCCUACGUGUGCGGCGAGUGUGGACACGCCUUCAGCGCCCGCAGGUCUCUGGUCCAGCAUGAGAGGAUCCACACAGGCGAGAGGCCCUUCCGCUGUGCACAGUGUGGCAAGGCCUUCAGCCUAAAAGCAACACUGAUCGUGCACCUGCGGACCCACACUGGGGAGCGGCCCUACGAGUGCAGCCGCUGCGGCAAGGCCUUCAGCCAGUACUCCGUGCUCAUCCAGCACCAGAGGAUCCACACGGGCGAGAGGCCCUAUGAGUGCGGGGAGUGCGGGCGCGCCUUCAACCAGCACGGUCACCUGAUCCAGCACCAGAAGGUGCACAGGAAGCUGUGACCUCCUCUGCCACUAGGAGAACUCCCCUCCCCCGCCCCCCCAGCCCAGGAGAAGGUUCUGGUAGCUCCGUGGGAUGCCAUUGUUUGGUCAUUUAGUGUCACAAGUAACUCCAAAGAGAAGCACUGAGCAUGUUCCUAUGGAAGAAUGACAGAGCAUGCCUGUUUUGUUUUUCUCCACAUCUUGAAGUUAUAUUGAAGAGUAAAUGACACAACUAUGGUAAAUUUUGGUAAAGACACCCAUAAUUCUUUAACAUUAGAAAGUUUAUUGGAAGAAACUGAAGGAAUUGAAGACAUAAGGAUUACUAUCACAAUGAAACUUUCUUACAUUCUAAAUAAAGAUUUUGCUUAGAAUAUUACAUGCCUUUCCUAAAAACAGUAACUAUUCUAAUUAUUCCCUCUAAAAUUAGAAUUGGAUUAUGUGCAGUAUUCUGUGAAAACACUAAAGUGUGUGGAUAAAAUGAUAUAAAAAAAGAUUGUCAUCAAGUAUCAUAAUGUAAUAUGGCUAGAAAUGCUAAGUGUGUGGAACCACUUGUUUUGUAUGAAAAAAAGAAAAAGUCUAAAUAUUAGUGAGAAAACACUUCAUCUGGUGUUUGAACUUUAUUCAAGAUGAGAAGGGAUGUCCUAACUUUUUAGUGAAAAUUCAACUCAAAAAUGGAUGUUUGCCUCAAAACCCACCCUUAUGACUUACAGACCUUACGCUCUGGAACUCAUAGGAUGUCUUGGGUCUCUGGACCCCAUGUGGGUAGGAAGGGAGCUUUGCCCUCAGAGCCCAGACCUUAUAGCUGCUACACCAGCUGGGUGCCUCUUUACACAUUGUGGUGUUUCCCAAAAAAGUUUUACUGAAAAGACCGUUCUUUGAUACAUAUUUUUUAUGAUCUAAAAUUUU